GACCUCAACUUGCACUAGCAGUGUCAAGUGACACGGUCUCAGAUAUGACCUCACGAACAGACGACCGCAGGCAGAAACUAGCCUGUCCCAGGCACGAGGAGACACCACUUCUGAUGAGCGAGACUUCUCAAUCUGAACCGGCAAGCGGUACUCGCUUGCUGCAAGGGCCUAGCACAUCUCAGGAGAGUCCUGCUUCGCGAUCUGUUCACAAACAAUCCGAAACAGACAGGGCGCUGAAGCUAGAUGAAUUGGGACCCAUAGUGGUCAACCAUGAUGGGACGCUGUCCCGCAUUGCGAACUGGGCGACGAUGACGGAAGAGGAGAAGAGACGUACGAUGCGAGUCGUAGCAGCCAGAAAUAAGACUCGCCUUGCGAAACAGGACCCCACGGUGGGAAGUGGGGGUCCAGACGAAUAUUAGAUUUGUUGGAGAAGAUCGUAAUGGACACGUUCCGUGGUGUGAUGGCUGCAUAUUGGGCCUUCUGUUCCAGAUUCAUUUCUCGUGCUGUGGGCUAGAGUACUUCCUGACUGGAUGAAUGCAGUGGCAUGUGGAGGAACAAUGAAUCCAUUGUUGGUGUGAUGGCUAGU
Serpula lacrymans var. lacrymans S7.9 is the source of this 586-nucleotide messenger RNA. RefSeq lists its product as uncharacterized. The coding region runs from base 45 to 419 and encodes 124 amino acids. NCBI's taxonomy places the organism in Eukaryota, Fungi, Basidiomycota, Agaricomycetes, Boletales, Serpulaceae. The record is from RefSeq and is a predicted model, not a curated record. The transcript is spliced from 3 exons.